Molecule: messenger RNA, 649 nt
Organism: Gymnodraco acuticeps
Lineage: Eukaryota; Metazoa; Chordata; Actinopteri; Perciformes; Bathydraconidae
Product: 40S ribosomal protein S11-like
Exons: 6
Coding region: 1-582 (193 amino acids)
Biological process (GO): translation
Cellular component (GO): ribosome; cytosolic small ribosomal subunit
Molecular function (GO): structural constituent of ribosome
Source: RefSeq, a predicted model, not a curated record
AUGCCUUAUGGCAAUGCUGAUGCAGCUAUUGACGGCACUUACAUUGACAAGAAAUGCCCCUUCACUGGAAAUGUGUCCAUCCGUGGCCGCAUCCUCUCUGGUGUGGUGACCAAAAUGAAGAUGCAGAGGACCAUCGUUAUCAGACGUGACUACCUGCAUUACAUCCGCAAGUACAACCGUUUUGAGAAGAGGCACAAGAACAUCUCUGUCCAUCUGUCACCUUGCUUCAGGUUCCCUUGUUUUCCCCAUCAGGCUAUUGACGGCACUUACAUUGACAAGAAAUGCCCCUUCACUGGAAAUGUGUCCAUCCGUGGCCGCAUCCUCUCUGGUGUGGUGACCAAAAUGAAGAUGCAGAGGACCAUCGUUAUCAGACGUGACUACCUGCAUUACAUCCGCAAGUACAACCGUUUUGAGAAGAGGCACAAGAACAUCUCUGUCCAUCUGUCACCUUGCUUCAGAGACGUCUCAGUUGGAGACAACGUCACCGUUGGAGAGUGCCGACCACUCAGCAAGACCGUGAGGUUCAACGUCCUCAAAGUGAUGAAGGCUGCAGGCGCCAAGAAGCAGUUCCAGAAGUUUUAGGUGUGACUGAACAGGACGGCAGCUUGUGCUGCCUGUUUCACUGUCAAAUAAAAAAAAUUGCCUUUUC